UCAUUUCCGGGAUAGUACUGGACGUAGUCGCAACUACGAUCAAGCACAUAUCGUCAUGCUGGACCGCUAUGUGUUUACUCUCUCUUUUGCAUUUCUGUUCAGCGUAGCUGAGUUGUCUAACAAAGAUGACGGUUUUCCAGCACCGUUCUACAGAGUUUUAAGUCUGGAGAACCCGCCAAUGGAAGGAAAAGAUGUUGUGAUCCUACAAAAUCUACUGCUGAGAUCACCAUUUGUGAGGCCCAUCAGCACAAGUGGUGUGUACGAUAGGGAAACCAGCGAGGCUGUAGCCAGCUACCAGAAGAGAAAUGGCUUGCCAAGCAAUGGUGUAUUGAAUGCAACAACAGCCUCUCUUGUUCUCAAGCAACUGAUGUAUGACGGAUAUCGAGACGAUCACACUGUGCCUUCAGGGUAUAAAUUUAAGGUUCAUGUUCCUGUGUACAAAGAUCGGACAAUUGAAACAAAUGCCACUCUUUACGACUCAAAUAACAAGGUCAUGUACACAUUUCGCGCACGUUGCCAUGGUGCCAUGAAUGCUGCUGGCAAAGAUAUAAAUCAGCUUACAAGGAAUGGAAAUACUCCAACUGGACUUGUGACAUUUGACCUCAACAGUCCUGAGCCAGACCCAAAAUCAUUUGGCCCGUAUCCUGUCAUAAGAGCAGUCAAAGGUCUAAAAGGAAAUGCUGCAAUUGGUAAAAACAAAGAUGACACCUUUCUAAGUGACUACAGGAGUGGAAUUUUAAUGCACACUGGAGAGUGGGAUCAUUGGAAUCCAUCUGAGCCUAUGCCUAACAGUGAUGGUUGCAUUCAUGUCCACCCUGACGAUUUAAAGACCAUUGAUCAAAUUCUUAAAAAGCUUGGUGUGAUUGAGAGACAAAAUACUUUUGGAAAACUGCCAUAUCCUUAUAAACCUCAAGGUUUGCUCUCAAUUGAAGAGAUUUUCUCUAGUGAGUCUGUGCCAUUCAACAAGGGAAGCAUCGACAUAUUGACCAUGACUACUAAAAUUUGAAUUACUUUUUCUUUUAACUUUCUACUACCACUUGGUAGACAACAUUUGUAUCACAGGCAACCCAAGUAGGCUUAGAAAUAUGCUAAAUUAUACAUAUUAUUACAACGACCUUGUGGGGGAAUGCAAUUGAUGUUUUGGUUGUAGCCCUCUAAUCACACAAUCAAUGAUACCAUAACUUAUUGAAGAAUUGUAGUAAUGAAAAGUUACAUAUCAUCUACUUCCAGACAUUUAAUCAUUAAUGAACAGGCUUGGCUAUAUAUAGACAGAGAUCUCAGAGUUUAUAUCAUUAUUAUAUUAUAUCAGAGUUUAUAACAAAUUGGUUGGCUACACGUUACGUAAGUCUUCUUGCAAAAAAAUUGAGUGCAAUUCUUCAAUGCUCUCAUUUUUCAUAGAUCAGUAUUUUAAGUAAAAGGAUAAUGAACAGAAAACUAAACCCCUUUUAAAAUUAAAAACUUUUUUUAACAAGAUGUAGAAAUAAUACUCAGGGUUGCCAUUCAGUACAUUUAAACUUCUUUUAUUUUUAUUCUUACAUGACAAUUUAAUAAAUGGUAAUCAUUACUAGUAAAUGCGAGCUCUUACAAAGUAAUAAUAGAGGCAAACUGUAGACUAGUGAUUUGUCCUGAAUUGGUUGUCUCUUAAUUUACCCUGAUGCACCUCAUUGAUAACAUAUUUCCUACUAAAUUGAAUUUUCACAUGUUAUUUUUGUUUUCGGUAAAAAUACCUUGAAAAUUUGAACCUGUCUGACCUCAGGUAAUACAUGACAGUCAUGCAUUUCCCAAAUUUGGUAAUACUUGAAUGAAUAUGUACAAAUGGUGAAUAAAAAACUUUUAAAUGUGUUA
Molecule: messenger RNA, 1845 nt
Organism: Pocillopora damicornis (cauliflower coral)
Lineage: Eukaryota; Metazoa; Cnidaria; Anthozoa; Scleractinia; Pocilloporidae
Molecular function (GO): transferase activity
Source: RefSeq, a predicted model, not a curated record